AGAUUAUCUUUCUUUCAUUCCCUUUGAUAGCUAUAUAUACCCGUAAGAAAAGCAAAGUUGCAACAUCUAUUUUCCGCGUCUCAAAAACAUUGGAAUUUUGUGUUUGUCUUUUACUCUUUUGGAAACAAUGAAUGCACUAGCAGCCACCAACAGGAACUUUAGGCUGGCCUCUAGGCUCCUUGGAUUGGAUUCCAAGCUUGAGAAAAGUUUGCUGAUUCCAUUUAGAGAAAUCAAGGUUGAAUGUACCAUCCCCAAAGAUGAUGGCAGCUUGGCCACUUUUGUUGGAUUCAGGAUUCAACAUGAUAAUGCUAGAGGCCCCAUGAAAGGAGGGAUCAGAUACCAUCCUGAGGUUGAACCAGAUGAAGUGAAUGCUUUGGCACAACUAAUGACAUGGAAGACAGCUGUAGCAAAUAUACCAUAUGGUGGUGCCAAAGGAGGAAUAGGGUGUGACCCUGCAGAUUUAACUGUGUCAGAGUUAGAAAGACUCACUAGAGUUUUUACCCAGAAAAUUCAUGAUCUGAUUGGAGUUCAGACAGAUGUGCCUGCACCUGAUAUGGGAACAGGACCACAGACUAUGGCAUGGAUUCUAGAUGAGUAUUCCAAAUUUCAUGGCCACUCUCCUGCAGUAGUGACUGGGAAACCUGUAGAACUCGGUGGAUCUCUAGGCAGAGAUGCAGCUACUGGACGAGGAGUCCUCUUUGCAACGGAGGCUUUGCUUAAGGAGCAUGGGAUGAGUGUAUCCGGACAGCGGUUUAUCAUACAGGGAUUUGGAAAUGUGGGGUCUUGGGCUGCCCAAUUGAUCAGUGAGAAAGGUGGAAAAGUUGUUGCAGUGAGUGACAUAACUGGGGCCAUAAAGAAUACCAAUGGCCUUGACAUACCAAGCUUGCUCAAACAUUCUAGAGAACACAGGGGAGUCAAAGGAUUCCAUGGUGGUGAUGCAAUUGACCCCAACUCAAUAUUGGUUGAAGACUGUGAUGUUCUUGUCCCAGCAGCUCUUGGUGGAGUCAUCAAUAGGGAAAACGCAAAUGAGAUUAAGGCCAAAUUUAUUGUUGAAGCAGCCAAUCACCCAACUGACCCGGAGGCUGAUGAGAUUCUGAAAAAGAAAGGGGUUGUGAUCCUCCCAGAUAUAUUUGCAAAUUCAGGAGGAGUCACAGUUAGCUACUUUGAGUGGGUGCAGAACAUUCAAGGGUUCAUGUGGGAUGAGGAGAAGGUGAACAACGAGCUAAAGACAUACAUGACUAAAGGGUUCAAAGAUGUGAAGGAGAUGUGCAAAACCCAUAAUUGUGAUCUUCGUAUGGGAGCAUUCACCCUUGCAGUUAACCGUGUGGCAAGGGCCACUGUACUUAGGGGUUGGGAAGCUUGAAAUCAUAAUACUGUUGCUCCUUUGGACAAAGAUUCAGAGCUCCAUUGACAGACUCAGCAACACCUUAUACAAUUCUUGCAUACGCAUCCGAAAUUUUACGGAUAUUUUUUAAAUAAAGAAAUUCAUUUCCACUUUAUGAUUGUUUUAUUUAUGCCUUAGAUAUAUUUUUAGAACACAAGCAAUUGUAUAUCCAUUUUAUGCCUUAGAUUGGUCCACUUGCAAUGAGGCAUCACUUGUUUUCUGAUGCUUCAGGUGUCUCUUUUUUAAGGAUGUUGUUCCCUUUUCC
Molecule: messenger RNA, 1649 nt
Organism: Glycine soja
Lineage: Eukaryota; Viridiplantae; Streptophyta; Magnoliopsida; Fabales; Fabaceae
Product: glutamate dehydrogenase 1-like
Exons: 9
Coding region: 128-1363 (411 amino acids)
Biological process (GO): L-glutamate catabolic process
Cellular component (GO): mitochondrion
Molecular function (GO): L-glutamate dehydrogenase (NAD+) activity
Source: RefSeq, a predicted model, not a curated record